Molecule: messenger RNA, 2561 nt
Organism: Mus caroli (Ryukyu mouse)
Lineage: Eukaryota; Metazoa; Chordata; Mammalia; Rodentia; Muridae
Product: caspase-12
Biological process (GO): proteolysis; regulation of apoptotic process; regulation of inflammatory response
Cellular component (GO): NLRP3 inflammasome complex; AIM2 inflammasome complex; IPAF inflammasome complex
Molecular function (GO): cysteine-type endopeptidase activity
Source: RefSeq, a predicted model, not a curated record
AUUUCCAAGCCGGAAAAGUCUUUCUGGCUUAGUGAAGACAGGCCUGAAAGUGUACCAAGUUCUUUGAAGGAAUCCUGCACAGCCAUGGCGGGUGAGUCCUUUCUUCGUUUCUGCUUGUGUUGAGGAAGUUACAUACGGAUUUCUGAGAGAAGAGAUAACAAUGCUUCAUCAAAGCAGAGCUGUUUCCAGGAGAACACAUGAAAGAGAUCCAAUCUACAAGAUCAAAGGUUUGGCCAAGGACAUGCUGGAUGGGGUUUUUGAUGACCUGGUGGAGAAGAAUGUUUUAAAUGGAGAUGAGUUACUCAAAAUAGGGGAGAGUGCGAGUUUCAUCCUGAACAAGGCUGAGAAUCUGGUUGAGAACUUCUUUGAGAAAACAGACAUGGCAGGAAAAAUAUUUGCUGGCCACAUUGCCAAUUCCCAGGAACAGCUGAGUUUACAAUUUUCUAAUGAUGAAGAUGAUGGACCUCAGAAGAUAUGUACACCUUCUUCUCCAUCAGAAUCCAAGAGAAAAGUAGAGGAUGAUGAAAUGGAGGUAAAUGCUGGAUUGGCCCAUGAAUCACAUCUAAUGCUGACAGCUCCUCAUAGAAUCCAGAGCUCAGAAGUCCAAGAUAAACUGAAGCUUUGUCCUCGUGAUCAGUUUUGUAAGAUAAAGACAGAAAGGGCAAAAGAGAUAUAUCCAGUGAUGGAGAAGGAGGGGCGAACACGUCUGGCUCUCAUCAUCUGCAACAAAAAGUUUGACUACCUUUUUGAUAGAGAUAAUGCUGAUACUGACAUUUUGAACAUGCAAGAACUACUUGAAAAUCUUGGAUACUCUGUGGUGUUAAAGGAAAACCUUACAGCUCAGGAAAUGGAGACAGAGUUAAUGCAGUUUGCUGGCCGUCCAGAGCACCAGUCCUCCGACAGCACAUUCCUGGUGUUUAUGUCCCAUGGCAUCCUGGAAGGAAUCUGUGGGGUGAAGCACCGAAACAAAAAUCCAGAUGUUCUUCAUGAUGACACUAUCUUCAAAAUUUUCAACAACUCUAACUGUCAGAGUCUGAGAAACAAGCCCAAGAUUCUCAUCAUGCAGGCCUGCAGAGGCAGAUAUAAUGGAACUAUUUGGGUAUCCACCAGCAAAGGGAUAGCCACUGCUGAUACAGAUGAGGAGCGUGUGUUGAGCAGUAAAUGGAAUAAUAGUAUAACAAAGGCCCAUGUGGAGACAGAUUUCAUUGCUUUCAAAUCUUCUACCCCACAUAAUAUUUCUUGGAAGGUAGGCAAGACUGGUUCUCUCUUCAUUUUCAAACUCAUUGACUGCUUCAAAAAGUACUGUUGGUGUUAUCAUUUGGAGGAAAUUUUUCGAAAGGUUCAACACUCAUUUGAGGUCCCAGGUGAACUGACCCAGAUGCCCACUAUUGAGAGAGUAUCCAUGACACGCUAUUUCUACCUUUUUCCUGGGAAUUAACACAGGCAACUCUCAUGCAGUUCCCAGUCAAGUAUUGCUGUAGCUGAGAAGAAAAGAAAAUUCCAACAUCCCAGGAUUUUUAAAUGUGUAAAAUUUUUCAGUUAGAUAUUUUAUACAAUAUCAUAAGACUAGAUAAUUUCCAUAGGUCAUUUUUUAGGGGAAAUCCUGAUAUGUAAAGUUUUGCAUGAAAAGUAUAGAUUCGUUCCUUCCAAAUCUGCUCAUCUUUUACUUUAUUUUAUUAAAUUUGUAUUUGCACAUCUUUGUAAAAUGAAUAAAGGAAAAAGACACUAAAGAAUAUGGGGAUGAUACACCUUUUGAUGAACCACUUUCACUUAUAAAUUAGUAAUAAGUAUUUACUCACAAGGAAGAACUUAUCUACAACUUAGCUGAGAAAUGAAACUAUUGCAUAUCUAGCUAAAACUAAUCAUCUCUUAGGAAUAAGACAAAGGAGGUUUAUGUCCACUGUUUGUCUCUGACAUACAUGGUUUUCAUGCCUAGUGGCUACCUACCAUUCCUCUUAAUCAAUUUCUUAGGUUAUAAUUGACAAAUUUAUGCUAUGUUUAUAAUUUUUCUCUUAAAUGUUUUUGUAAUAAGAUAUACUCACACAUGCACAUUUACAACUGUCUAUUAGUAUUAUUGAAAUAAAUCCUGGAAACAAAAAAUAAAAAUUUAAAGCAUUAAAGACAAUUUUGAGACAAAAUAUUCUAUGAAACUCUAUGCAAAAUUGAAUUCUUCUACAAGUAUUUGAUGAAGCUCACCUACCACUAUUUUUUUCAUCUUGAGGAUGUUAUAUCAUUAUUUUUACUUCACUGAGCUCAAAUUAAAAUCUUUGUUUAUUCUUUGUUCUAUAAAAUGUUUAAGAAUCUUUCUUUACUGCAUAGUAAGUGUUAGCUCAUUUUUUCCUGGGGUUACAAGUUCUGCACAAGCAUGCCUUAAAAUUGUGAGAGUCACCCCUUCUGAGUGUUCUUCCUUAAGUCAUACCAGAUCUAUGAUCUCUUUCUGAAAGUGUCCAUUAACAGUUCAAGAUUUCUACCCUUUCUCCCUGGUCCUACUGUCUUUUCAGCCUAUGUUAAAUAUGUACCUAUCAAAAGAAAUCUCAUGAGCACUUUUAAAUAAAGGUCUG